CCCUCCCUCCCUCUCCCUGUGUGAUGCUGCAGCCCCUGUAGUCUCUCCAGUCUCCAGUAAACAGCAGUCAUGGCGACAGUGGUCCAACCGCUCUCUCUGGAUCGAGAUGUUGCCAGGGCCAUCGAGCUGCUGGAGAAGCUGCAGGAGUCGGGUGGCGUGCCCGGUCACAAGCUGCAGUCUCUGAAGAAGGUCCUGCAGAGCGAGUUCUGCACGGCCAUCCGAGAGGUGUACCAGUACAUGCACGAAACCAUCACCGUGAACGGCUGCCCGGAGUACCAGGCGAGGGCCACGGCGAAGGCAACGGUCGCGGCCUUCGCGGCCAGCGAAGGUCACUCCCACCCGAGAGUGGUGGAGCUGCCCAAGACGGAGGAAGGGCUGGGCUUCAACGUGAUGGGCGGCAAGGAGCAGAACUCCCCCAUCUACAUCUCCCGCAUCAUCCCCGGCGGCGUGGCCGAGAGGCACGGCGGCCUGAAGCGAGGGGACCAGCUCCUGUCCGUCAACGGUGUGAGUGUGGAGGGCGAGCACCACGAGAAAGCGGUGGAGCUGCUGAAGGCGGCCAAGGACAGCGUGAAGCUGGUGGUGCGCUACACCCCCAAAGUGCUGGAGGAGAUGGAGGCCCGCUUCGAGAAGCUGCGUACGGCCCGGCGGCGCCAGCAGCAGCAGAUCCUCAUGCAGCAGCAGCAGCUGCAGAACGUGGCCUCUCAGCAGAACCACAUGUCGUAGGUUGUUCCAGAAGAAGAAGAAGUGAAGGAAAAAGUGGAUCCCUGAAGACCAUCCGUUCGCGCCGAGGAUCCCGAAAGCGGAAAACUCUUCCCGCCGAGGAGGAAACCAACGAGUAGAAGACCCUUUGACUUACUCUCUCUCUCUUCCAGUGCACCACCUAUCACUGAGCAAAGAGGCCCGUCCACCCGAGACCGCUGGGGGGGGGGAAGCUCCGAAAGUCGUCCACUUUAACUUCGCAUUCCCCUUUCUGUUCUCCUCCCGGUUGUGAGUCGCCGUUUCCUGUGUGUGUCGUGUUUCGUUUUUUUUCGCCCGUCACACCGCGGCACCUUUUGUACAGUGGGUGUUCCUGUCGAUUCCCCAACCGGCGCUCGUGUUUCUUUUUAUCUUUUUGUGUCAAACUGGUUCUGUUUUGGACAAACGUGACUCUCUUUUCUACCUUCUAUAUUGUAGCAGGAACGAUUUUGUAUCUUGUAGGUUUAGCAAUAAAAACGCAAUCUCCUGCUUUCACACCUCGCCGCUAAAUUCCCGAUGUUCUUGUGUGCACGUGUACAGUCUGUGCACCGGUGACGCUUUGCAGAGCAAACUGGGCCUUAAAUAGCGUAAGGCAGCUCUGUAGUUUGUGCCAUGUGAAGAGUUUAUUCGUUCAACGCGUGGCACUGAUUAUCGAUGUGCAACAACUACUCCCCACUGAGACGUAUCUGGAGAAUAUGUCUCACCGCGAGGUUGUCUUUGGAGGUUCAAAUCAACCCUCGGAUGCGUCGUCCUGUUUCCGACAGACAAACAGAAUGUUUUCAGUCGCGGGUGGGAUUUAAAUCAAAAUAUGAGAUCAGAGAUUUAACAAAAAAGGCUUUAUUGUUCCUUCUGAGUGUUACGUUUUCUUUCUGAGACGUGCAGAUGAUUAUUUAAAAUCUAUUCCUUGUGUGACAGCUGAAUACGAGCACGUAGUUCCACCCUGGUUUCUGUUUGGGACAAUCGUUGUACCUGAGGGAGGGUGUUUCUGUGGUGCUAAGAGCUUCUUCUUCGGGUUUAUUCCUUUGUUUCGCACUAAGCUUCCGAUACCGACUCUUAGGUUUUUCCUGUUUUCCUUUUGCCUCCUUCGUUUACCUGUUCUGUCUCCCUGCGGUCGGUGAAAAGCUGUAGACAUUCACUCACUCCUCUAGAAGAACAUCUCGCCAGGCGGAUCCCUUUUUGUAUCUCCACGUCACAGGUACUCUUUCUUAAUUGACUUACAUUUUUGAAGCUGAUGGUCAUGUACUUACCGUAAAGAUUAAAAGAAGAAAAACACAACUAAACUGUUGAUAUGCAAUUGUUAUACAUACUAUAUUUGUAUAAAUAAAUCUACGUGCUUGUGUACAGUGA
Messenger RNA from Gasterosteus aculeatus aculeatus (three-spined stickleback), 2082 nucleotides. Lineage: Eukaryota; Metazoa; Chordata; Actinopteri; Perciformes; Gasterosteidae. The record is from RefSeq and is a predicted model, not a curated record.